UCCAGAGUCUCUACCAUUUUACGAUUGGAGUGCCCGUUUUGGAUACGCGCAUUUCGAGCCUGCCUGCAUACCCAUCCACGAAAUCGAAGACGAACUAGCGGAUAAAGUCAGUAGCUACAACGUGGAUCAUGUGGGAGAAACAGUGGAAAAGAAAGGAGAGCUUCUAGUGGGUUAUAGGCGAUGGAGGCGAUGGAGGCCUGUGUCCGGGGAAGCCUCUGGGGGUGUCAAGCAGGAGCUAGCUCCGCGUUGAGGCGCCAAAUAAGGCUCAAGCUCGUAGUACGCAAUUGCAGUUCACAGCGAUCUGUCUGGUGGAAAGCUGGAGCGGCGCUGUUGCUGAAGUCUGCAAGUGCAUCAGCCUGCGCUCGCCACAAGCAGGUUCCAGUACUGGGAUGCAUCUCCAGCAGCCUGGCGACUGGUGCAGGAGGGGGCUGCAAUUUCAACAGUGGUGGAGGCCAAGGACCAGGAGGAGGAGGUGGAGGCGGAGAUGGGUUUCAGACGUCGGCUGUGCCAGCACAGUCAGUGAGUGGCGAAGCUGACGAUUCGAGUGCUGCUCAACCAGUAAUUAUUCUCGACGUUGGGGGAAUGUCGUGUGGUGGGUGCGCAGCGUCCGUAAAGAGGAUCCUUGAGUCCCAGGUUCAAGUAGCUUCUGCUACUGUCAAUCUUGCCACAGAAACCGCAGUUAUUCACGUCAAACAGGAUUCUCCUGCAGCAUCUAAUCGGGAGAUUGCGGAACAUCUUGCAAAUCACCUGACUACUUGCGGAUUUAAAUCAUCAGUACGAGAACAAGGGUCCCAAAGUCGUCUUCAAGCAGCUUACAAAAGAAAAGAGGAACGUAAAGUUCGUUUGAAAGACUCUGGGCGGAGAUUGGCAGCAGCCUGGACGCUAUUUUCUCUGAGUCUCGUUGGCCACGCAAGUCACUUCGGUCUCAAAUAUUUUCCUCCAUGGCUACAUUUUUUCCACUCAGUGAGCUUUCAGAUGUCUCUUUGCGUUUUCUCGCUAGUAGGACCUGGCCGCAGCCUUCUCUUGGACGGAUGGAAAAGCUUUCGUCGAAGGAGUCCCAAUAUGAACACCCUGGUGGGCUUAGGAGCUCUUUCAUCUUUUGCAGUCAGUGUCAUCGCGGCACUAUAUCCAAAGCUGGGUUGGAGUUCGUUUUUCGAAGAGCCCGUAAUGCUUUUAGCUUUCGUGUUGCUCGGCAGAGCAGUGGAAGAAAGAGCAAAAGUGAAGGCAAGCAGUGAUAUGGAAAGCCUACUUGGACUUCUUCCCAAAAAUGCUCGGCUUGUUAUGGGGAAAAGCUUAGACGAAGUUCCAUCGACAGUGGACGUUCCAUGUGAUAGCAUUGUACUGGGAGACCGGGUUAUGGUCUUACCUGGGGACAUUAUCCCAGUGGAUGGCAUUGUGAAAGAAGGCAGAAGCACUGUGGAUGAAUCCAGUCUUACUGGUGAACCUCUUCCGAUUUUGAAGAAAUCUGGUGAUGAAGUAAAUGCUGGAACAGUGAACCACAAUGGUGUGAUCCUGGUUGAAGCAGUGCGGUCUGGUGAUGAAACCGUUGUUGGGGAUAUUGUGAGGAUGGUAGAGAACGCUCAAUUAAGAGAAGCACCAAUACAGAGGUUGGCUGACAAGGUUUCAGGCAAGUUUUGUUAUGCAGUAAUGGCCUUAUCUGUCGCCACUCUCGGAUUUUGGAGCGUUUUGGGACCAAAGCUGUUUCCUUCCGUCAUCCCGACUGGUGGUGGACUUCUUCUCGGCCUACAGCUUGCUUGUAAUGUGCUUGUGAUUGCCUGUCCUUGCGCUCUUGGACUUGCCACACCAACCGCUGUUCUGGUGGGCACGUCACUGGGAGCACGAAAUGGUUUACUAGUUCGAGGUGGAGACAUUCUAGAAAAAGCAUCCGCUGUUGAUGCGGUUGUGUUCGACAAGACUGGCACACUUACACUGGGGAGGCCUGUUGUGGUUGACGUGGUGUUAAAUAAGUACUGGAGUAAAGAAGAAGUUCUAAAGUUUGCUCAUGGAGUGGAACGUACAGCAAGCCAUCCUCUCGCAAAAGCCAUUGUUCAGGAAGCAGAAAACGUAGGAUCUACGGGCGCAUUGGUGCAAGAUGGAUCUUUCGAGCAAGAACCUGGGAGUGGGGCAACAGCUGUUGUGGAUGGAAAGAGAGUAACUGUCGGCACCUUAGAUUGGGUCCAAAGGUUCGGAACGGUUGGAGAGCCCCCGCGACUUCUGGGAAAUCCGGAAGGAAGAACAGUUGUUUUUGUCGGGGUGGACAACUCCAUUGCUGCUGCUAUCACUUUGGUCGACGAAAUCAGGGACGACGCCGCGGAGACUGUGAGAGCUCUGCAGAGGUUGGGAGUAUCGACGUAUAUGCUGUCGGGUGACAAACGUGAAGUUGCCGAGCUCGUGUCAAGGAAUGUGGGAAUUGAUAGAAACAAGGUGUUUUCUGGAGUGAGGCCUCACGGAAAAGCUGAGCUUAUUGUUCAGCUUCAAAAGGAGAAGAAGACCGUGGCCAUGGUUGGAGAUGGUAUCAACGACGCGGCAGCACUUGCACAGGCCGAUGUGGGAAUAGCCAUGGCAACGGGUAUAGGAGCUGCAAGCGAGGUGGCGUCCAUUGUUCUCAUGCGAGACAAACUGCUUCAAGUGGUGGAUGCUCUCGAAUUAAGCCGAAGAAUCCAGAGAAAGAUAAAGCAGAACUUAUGCUGGGCAUUCAUGUACAACAUAAUUGGUUUGCCAAUAGCUGCGGGGGCUCUUGUUCCAGCCACCAGAGUGAUGCUCACGCCGUCACUGGCGGGUGCUCUCAUGGGAUUGAGCUCGCUGGGAGUGGUGACUAAUUCGCUCCUGCUUCACUGGGAAUACUUUGUUCACGUGGACAAGCAUCGCAGUAAAGCACCACUCGGAGCGAGCGAUAGCAUUGCCAUUGUUACUUCAUGAUUCGUUCAACUUUCACAUUCUUCACGAACUCAGUGAGUUUUGAGGAAGAAAAACUGCGAUUCUUUACUCAUCGUUAUCUUACAAUUCUGCAACUCCAAGGCUUGUCCCAGCUGUAAUAAUAGUAAACAUCGCACCUCA
Messenger RNA from Selaginella moellendorffii, 3057 nucleotides. Its product is annotated as copper-transporting ATPase PAA1, chloroplastic. Gene Ontology annotation, molecular function: copper ion binding; ATP binding; P-type divalent copper transporter activity. The transcript is spliced from 18 exons. Gene Ontology annotation, biological process: monoatomic cation transport; copper ion homeostasis. Gene Ontology annotation, cellular component: membrane. The record is from RefSeq and is a predicted model, not a curated record. The coding region runs from base 181 to 2919 and encodes 912 amino acids. Lineage: Eukaryota; Viridiplantae; Streptophyta; Lycopodiopsida; Selaginellales; Selaginellaceae.